GGGGCGACAGCGGACGGCGCAGCGAAGGCUGCAGGCUCCAGGCCGACCCGGAGGUCCGGUCCCGCCGGGCGUCAGGUCCCGCGUCCAGGCCUGUGGGCGCCCGCUCCCUCCCCACCAGCCAUGGCCCUAGUCAGCAUCAACGAGCUCCCCGAGAACAUUCUGCUGGAGCUGUUCACGCACGUGCCCGCCCACCACCUACUUCUGCACUGCCGCCUGGUCUGCAGCCUCUGGCGAGACCUCAUUGACCUGGUGACGCUCUGGAAGCGCAAGUGCCUGCGGGAGGGCUUCAUCACCGAGGACUGGGACCAGCCCGUGGCCGACUGGAAGAUCUUCUACUUCCUGUGCAGUCUCCGCCGGAACCUCCUGCGCAACCCAUGUGCUGAAGAGGAUAUGACAUCCUGGCAAAUUGACUCCAAUGGGGGAGACCACUGGAGGGUGGAGAGCCUCCCUGGAGACCAUGGGACAGAUUUUCCAGACUCCAAAGUCAAGAAGUAUUUUGUCACAUCUUUUGAGAUGUGCCUCAAGUCCCAGCUGGUGGACCUCAAGGCCGAGGGCUACUGGGAGGAGCUGCUAGACACAUUCCGGCCUGAAAUCGAGGUUAAGGACUGGUUCGCUGCCAGGGCAGACUGUGGCUGUACCUACCACAUCCGAGUCCAGCUGGUCUCAGACAACUACAUCGUCCUGGCCUCCUUCGAGCCCCCGCCCGUGACUAUCGAUCAGUGGAACAAUGCCAAGUGGACGGAGGUCUCCCACACUUUCUCGGAUUACCCCUCAGGGGUCCGCCACAUCCUCUUCCAGCAUGGGGGCAAGGACACCCAGUUCUGGGCAGGCUGGUACGGGCCCCGCAUCACCAACAGCAGCAUCACUAUCAGCCCUAAGAUGACCAGGGACCCGGCCCCCUCCACAGCUCAGCCUGAGACCAUGCAGGGGCAGGAGAAGGCUGCCCGCCCGCCCUCCUCACUUCGUCUCCACAGGCCCUUCUGACAGUCUGUCAUCUGAUGGCCAUUCAUCCGUCCUCUGUCUGGGCCACCGACUUCCAAAGGUCCCCUCCAGCUGAGCCUGUCGUGGGCAGUGAGGGGCCCCUGCCCCGGGAGCUCCUGCCCCAGUUCCAACCUUGGGCAAACCCACCAGUUUGUGGUAACUCCCUGUCAUAUGCUCUGACAUUUUGUGACAAUAAAUGU
Molecule: messenger RNA, 1181 nt
Organism: Neomonachus schauinslandi (Hawaiian monk seal)
Lineage: Eukaryota; Metazoa; Chordata; Mammalia; Carnivora; Phocidae
Gene: FBXO6
Product: F-box protein 6
Exons: 6
Coding region: 121-984 (287 amino acids)
Biological process (GO): glycoprotein catabolic process; SCF-dependent proteasomal ubiquitin-dependent protein catabolic process
Cellular component (GO): SCF ubiquitin ligase complex; endoplasmic reticulum quality control compartment; cytoplasm
Molecular function (GO): protein binding; ubiquitin protein ligase activity
Source: RefSeq, a predicted model, not a curated record